This is a messenger RNA of Magallana angulata, 3440 nucleotides long. RefSeq lists its product as uncharacterized. Lineage: Eukaryota; Metazoa; Mollusca; Bivalvia; Ostreida; Ostreidae. The transcript has 11 exons. The record is from RefSeq and is a predicted model, not a curated record. Bases 162 to 3128 code for a protein of 988 amino acids. Gene Ontology annotation, biological process: regulation of protein secretion; regulation of epidermal growth factor receptor signaling pathway. Gene Ontology annotation, molecular function: serine-type endopeptidase activity. Gene Ontology annotation, cellular component: endoplasmic reticulum membrane.
CUCAAGUUACGAAGAUUACAAUUCCAUCGGGCUUGGGAUGAUAAAUUUUGACAUCAGUUGCAGAAGACGUCAACUUUCAUGAUAUUUUUCAUCAAAUGUAGAGUAGUUUUACAAACAUUUGGUAAAUGAAGAAUUCGAAGGUAAUUUAAUUCACGAAUAUCAUGAAAAUGGAGGGUGAUCGACCCAAUAGGACCACUCCAAAGCGGAAUAAAAUUAGUAGAUGCUUCAUAUCUAGCGCUAGGAGUGUCCUCCAUUUUUUAGGAAUUCACAAUCAUUCUGACGAUGAUGAAAUCUGGGAGCAACGAACACUGGAAAGAAUCGAGAAUAAAGCAUUUGGACAGUGGAAUAUUGACAACUCCAAUGAUGAUGCAACAGAGGGGCUGGUCAGGGAGGUGUGGUCCACCGUGUCGGAGGUCCUGUCCGAGGAUGACCACAUACCACAGGAGGCAGAAACACAGUCGAGUCAAAACAGAGAAGCAGAGUUCAACUCAAUCACAGAGGAUAAGCAGUACAAGAAGCACAGACCACCAAAACAUGACUGGAAUCAAUCAGCAAAAAGUAUAAAAGAUGUAUCACAAGGUCCUUUGGAUAACGAGCAGGUAUUACCAACUGAUUCUACAUCUCAUUCAACAAAUACCAUGCAAGAUUCAUCAAUGAAAUAUCAGGAAGGAGAAAUCCCCACCCUGGGCUCCCCAGAAUCUAAUGUUCAAUCUAAUCAGGACAAAAGCGAGUCUCCCACAGCCAAUGAGAGUCCAACUUCCAGUAGUCAGAAUGACCAAGCAUCUAUCCAAAACGUGGAUAAAGACCCUGAAGAUGGAGAAGCUGAAAACUUGGAAAAUUUCUCUCCAAGUGAAAAAGUGGGCAGUGAUAAACCUGAUCCACAACAGCAGGAACAGCCUGAAGGUUCUGGAGUACCAUCUUCUCAGGAUACUGUGGGCAGUGGUGGCAAUAUAGAGUCGGAUGAGCCAAAGAAAAGCCAUAGUGGUGAAAACAUAGAAAUGACUUCUCUUAAAGUCACAGUGAAAGAAAGAGGUACAGAAGAAGACACUGAAACAUGUCUAAAUGAACACAAUGAAAAUCAGGCAAAAGAGGAGAUGGAAACAGUGGUGCAAGAGACUUUACCAGAACAGCCACAGCCGACAGAGGAGUUAUAUGAUGCUCCAAAUACAGAUACAGGUACCUCUGAAUGUGUUGAAAGAGAGUUGAAAGAGGCCCCGAAUUUUGCAAUGAAAGAGGAUCAUAAGACCUCUGAACAUGAUAUGAAUGUAGAGGUUCCUAACAUCACCAAUAAUGAUGAAGAUAAGGUUCCAGGCUCCUCGAAUAACACCGCUGAUAGUGAUGAAAAUAAGGUCUCUCGUACCUCAGACAAUGAUGUGAACAUCACUGAAAAACAAAAAAGUGUACGAUUUUGUGAGGUAGAAGACAAACAUGAAAGUAAUGACAUGGGAAAGGCACAUCUCAGUGAAAUGAAGGAGAUAAGUAACAUGUCUGGUGCUCAGUUGAAAGAUGCCCUAGAUUUAGCUGGAGGAGAGAUGACGGCUGAUGAACAGAGAAAGUUAAAUGAAAUUUUAAACUCUGGAUUGCUGGCUUAUGGAAAGGAGGCGUACAGAAAUUAUUCCUUAUAUGUACAGAUUGAAAGAAAGAACAAAGUAAGAAAAUUGAGAGAAUCCAGGGAGCUUGCGAUGGACAAGAUGGAAUGGAGAAUAUCAAAGUUAGAUGAGAUCAUUGACACAGCCAGAGAGUACUACCAGAAUCCAUCGGGAAAGUCUGCCCAGGCUUGGAAUGACUUGCGACAGAGCAUCAAGUCCAAUACUACAGUACGACUGGGCAGUGAUACCGAUGUGGAUAUCCGAUUCAAGCUCACAAAACUCCACUCACAUAGACCAAUCUUUACAAAUACCAUUAUGCUAAUUCAACUUUUGGUAUUUAGUGUAUUGUGUUACUUUGGUGGACUCACUAAAAUUGGGUUUGAGCCAGUAUUGGAGCUUUCAGAGGGUAUCCCUACAUUUCUGGGCAAAGAGACAGUCCAUCGGUGGGUCAAACCCAACAUCUGGAUCGGACCUAAUGAGAAGUACUGGAUAAGUGUUGGAGCAUUGUUUUCAUCCUGUAUGAGGGAAGACUACAGGUUGAUGUUGGAAAUCAGCAAGAGAAACUACAGUUCCUCCGCUGUUUUGGGUUGUUGUGAAGUAGCCAUUAGAAAUACAGCUGGUACGAUGACUCAGGAGGAAUGUGACCAAGAAACAGGAGGUGUUGGGGUGUGGAAGAGUGGCGUCCCUUGUGGAUCUAGAGCUGUUGCUGAGAUGAGUGUGUCCCACAACAUCAAGCCUUGCUGUGUUAACACCAUGGGUGAAUGUAGAAUGGUGUCCCACCAACACUGUCACUUCUUGAAAGGAAUUUAUCAUAAGGACAACAGAGAGCACUGUAGCCAGGUGAACUGCAUUGGUGAAUUUUGCACAGGGAAGCUGGGGUUCAUGAUAAAGAUGGCCUCCAAGCCUGACAAGCCCUGGCUUCCUGAGUCCCCCCAACAGUGGUGGAGACUUCCCUUGUCUUUGCUGUAUCACUAUGGUAUCAUCCACUGUCUACUUGUGGUGGGAGCCCAGUCAUUGUUAUUACGUCAGAUAGAGAUCACCAUAGGUUGGCUUCGUAUGAUGAUUUUAUAUAUAGUCUGUGGAUGUGGUGGCUUAUUGGCUGCAGUCAUAUUCAACCCCUACCAGCCUCACGUGGGAGCCACUGGGGCACUGUUUGGGGCAGUGGGUCUGCUGUUUGUAGAACUCGUCCACUUCUGGUCCAUCAUCAGAAGACCCUGGCUAGAACUCAUUAAACUGCUCACUGUUAUGGCUGUUUUCAUCUUCUCUGGGACUUUGCCAUAUCUUAACAUCUUUUCCAUUCUGGCUGGACUUUUACUGGGGAUGUUGUGUGCCCUGGGACUGCUGCCCUACAUCAGCAUCAAGAGACAUAAAGCCCUGUGUAGGAUCAUAGUGGUGGCUGUUUCCAUUCCACUGGUCAUCACAACUUUUUUUGUCAUGUUUUAUGUUUUCUAUAGGGUUCAACUCCUGGAGAACUGCAAGUUCUGUAAGUUUGUCAACUGUUAUCCUUAUACUGAAAAUAUGUGCAAGUUACUCGAUUAGUUUUGGGAUUUUUUUAAUGUGGGAUUUUCAUAUUUGAGGAUUUGAAUACUGAACAAAUGAUGCAUAUUGAUAGUACAUGUAGUUAACAAAAUUUUAAUGUCUUUUGGUAUUUUGUGCAUAAAGACCAUCUUUUAUAUCUGAUGGAUUGUAUUUGUUUAGUCAGUAAUAUCUUUGUAUGAAUCUCUCUUAAUUUAAAUAUUUUAUUCAUUAAAUAAAUCACUGAAGAAUGAUUUCCACUUACUAGUAAUGUAGAAAUUGAUAUCAUUGGCAAUACAUGAUACAUGUACAGUGUAGCCAGUUUAUGUCAUCUGA